AACAGCAGGGAUGACAAGACUAGCGAUGACCGACUUUGCGAGAAAUGCAAACAGUUUGAAACAAAAUCGCUGUUUUUGUCAUCCCGUCAUAACAACAGCUGACCUACAUAUCAAAAUCCCGUUUAAUUUGCCAUCGGUAUGUCAUCGAGAGAAGAGCCUUGACCUUUCAGUCGAUCGGCCUGUAAACAGUGCUUCUCACUGUGUGGCAGACGGAGGAGACCACAGCUGGGUUGAUCCCUGUCGUUGAAGAAACUUAGAAGUCUGUGCAUCCAAAAUGGCCGAGCAAGUGUAUGACGUCAUCGUGAUAGGUUCGGGAGUGAUGGGGUCUUCCACGGCUUACAGUCUCGCGAAGAAGGGAAGGAAGACCCUUAUCCUGGAGCAGUUCCCCAUCCUACACUCCAGAGGGAGUUCCCAUGGCCUCAGUCGGAUGACCAAACUCGGCUACAGGGAACAGUACUACACCCACAUGAUGGUUAACUCCUUCAAGAUGUUGGCCGAGCUGGAGAGAGAGACGGGAACAGAAUUGUGGAUAAACUGUGGAGCUCUUGGUAUUGGUCCUGAGAAUGAUGAUUACUUGUGUGAUGUCAAGAAGGCUCUGACCAAUGUGGGUGGUGCUGUGGAUGUCCUUGCCGAUGAGGAGCUGAAGAAGAGGUACCCCAUGUUGUCCUACCCACAAGACCAUGUCGGGUUGUUAGAUCACAAAGGGGGACUCCUCAAGGCCGACUGUAUUCUGAGAGGUUUGCAGACGGUGUUCCGCCAGCGAGGCGGUGAAAUACGUGACUGUGAGCCUGUGAUGGCCAUCCACCCCGGGGCAACAGUGACGGUGACGACGUCCAAGGGGACGUACGAGGCUGCUAGUGUUGUCAUUGCUGCAGGUUCCUGGGCAGACAAGAUUCUCGGCCCACUUGGACUCAGUCUGCCUCUCACAAUACAGAGGGUGACAGUGUGUUACUGCAGGGAACUAAAUCCAGGUAGCCACUCCCCCGACCAUCUUCCCUGCUUCGCUGAACUCUAUGGCAGUCCUCCUUAUGAAAUGUGGGGGCUGCCUAGCUAUGAAUAUCCUGGUUUUGCCAAGUUUGGACUACACUCUGGCCCCGAGAUCUCGCCCGACACACGAGACCAGCCAGACGGGAAGUGGGUCACCGAUCGAGUCACGGCAUAUGUAAAGGAACAUUUCCCUGGCCUGGAGCCGACACCAUCUAUCACAGAACAGUGUAUCUACACGAUGACUCCUGAUGAGGACUUCAUCAUGGACUACCACCCGCAGCAUCACAGCAUCGUCGUUGCAGCCGGAUUCUCAGGCCAUGGAUUCAAACUGGCACUUGUCGUGGGAGACGCUCUCAGUGACAUGGCCAUGGGCCAGGUACCAAAAUAUGACAUGAAGCCUUUCAAGAUCGCUCGGUUCCAAGACGCUUCCAGCCAAUAGUCAAAGACUCAUUCGAUGGAGUAUUGUCCUGCGAUAUCAUAAAUUAACUGUAUGUGUUCGUUCUGGGCUCACGAUGUGAAAUGUUCAGUCCAUUUGUAGAUGCUAAGAUACAGCAAUAGGUCAGUGAGUGAGUUAAGUUUACGCCAUUCUUUUAGCAAUAGUCUAUAGCUAGCAAUAUCUCGGCAGGGGACUCCAGAAAAAUGGGCUUCACACAUUGUGCCCUUGUGGGGAAUCGAACCCUGGUCUUUGGCGUGACGAGCGAGCGUUUUAACAACUAGGCUACCCCAUCGUCCAUACAGCAAUAGCAGAAUGCACGAACAGGUAUUAUUUUGUGUGUGUGCAUGCGUGCAAGUGUGUGUGCCUGUGAGCGUGAUCAUAUAAACCUCAAGAGAAAUAAAUUUGUUA
Haliotis rubra (blacklip abalone) is the source of this 1831-nucleotide messenger RNA. Its product is annotated as peroxisomal sarcosine oxidase-like. Gene Ontology annotation, molecular function: sarcosine oxidase activity; flavin adenine dinucleotide binding; L-pipecolate oxidase activity. Gene Ontology annotation, cellular component: peroxisome. The transcript is spliced from 9 exons. The record is from RefSeq and is a predicted model, not a curated record. NCBI's taxonomy places the organism in Eukaryota, Metazoa, Mollusca, Gastropoda, Lepetellida, Haliotidae. The coding region runs from base 275 to 1426 and encodes 383 amino acids.